Molecule: messenger RNA, 2582 nt
Organism: Loxodonta africana (African savanna elephant)
Lineage: Eukaryota; Metazoa; Chordata; Mammalia; Proboscidea; Elephantidae
Gene: DENND1C
Product: DENN domain containing 1C
Exons: 22
Coding region: 117-2468 (783 amino acids)
Biological process (GO): endocytic recycling; endocytosis
Cellular component (GO): intracellular membrane-bounded organelle; cytosol
Molecular function (GO): guanyl-nucleotide exchange factor activity; phosphatidylinositol phosphate binding
Source: RefSeq, a predicted model, not a curated record
AACUUCCUCUCUCAGCCACACAGGAAGCUGAGCCGGCCGGGGCCUAGCCCUGCACCAGCACAGGCCCCCAGGACCCCUGGGGAGAGGGUCUGGCCGGCUGGCGGCCCUGUAGGACCAUGGGAUCCACAGCUGAAGAGAAUCCCCCUGCCAUGUUUGACUGGUUCUUCGAAGCAGCCUGCCCAGCCUCCCCGCAGGAGGAUCCUCCCAUCCUGUGGCAGUUCCCCCCAGAUUUCAAGGACCAGGAAGCUAUGCAGAUGGUGCCCAAAUUCUGCUUCCCUUUUGACGUGGAAAGGGAGCCCCCCAGCCCCGCUGUGCAGCACUUUACCUUCACCCUCACGGACCUGGCUGGCAACCGCAGGUUUGGGUUCUGCCGCCUGCGGGCGGGUGCCCAGAGUUGCCUCUGCAUCCUCAGCCACCUGCCUUGGUUUGAAGUCUUCUACAAGCUGCUCAACAACAUGGGGGACCUCCUGGCCCAGGGCCAAGUCUCAGAAGCGGAGGAACUGCUUCUAAAUCUCCUUCAGCAACCCUCGCCCAGCCCCCAGGCCUUGGUGGGGCUGGAGCUGCUUUCCUGCUUCGUGGCUCCCGAUUCUGAUCGCCUGCCAUCCAUCCCUGAGAACAGGAACCUAACCGAGCUGGUGGUGGCGGUCACCGGCGAGAACAUCAUGGGGCUGUUCGCAGCGCUCCUGGCAGAGCGAAGAGUCCUGCUCACCGCUAGCAAGCUCAGCACCCUGACUUCGUGCGUCCACGCGUCCUGCGCCCUUCUGUACCCCAUGCGCUGGGAGCAUGUGCUGAUCCCCACGCUGCCUCCGCACUUGCUGGACUAUUGCUGCGCACCCAUGCCCUACCUCAUUGGGGUUCACGCCAGUCUCGCGGAGAGAGUGCGUGAUAAAGCCCUGGAGGACGUCGUGGUAAUGAACGUGGACUCCAACACCUUGGAGACACCCUUCGACGACGUGCAGGCGCUACCGCCAGAUGUGGUGUCCCUGUUGAGGCUGCGACUAAGGAAGGUCGCGCUGGUCCCCGGGGAAGGGGUGUCCCGUCUCUUCCUCAAAGCCCAAGCCCUGCUUUUCGGGGGGUACCGCGACGCGCUCGUCUGCAGCCCGGGUCAGCCCGUGACCUUCAGUGAAGAAGCCUUCUUGGCUCAGAAGCCCGGGGCGCCCCUGCAGACCUUCCACCGGCGGGCGGUGCACCUGCAACUGUUCAAACAGUUCAUCGAAGGCCGGCUGGAGAAGCUCAACGCAGGGGAGGGCUUCUCAGAUCUCUUUGAGCAGGAAAUCACCUGCAGCGAGGCCUCCUCAGGCGCCCUUCGCUCCUACCAGCUCUGGGCAGACAACCUGAAGAAAGGUGGUGGUGCCCUUCUGCACUCAGUCAAAGCUAAGACACAACCAGCUGUGAGGAACAUGUACCGCUCGGCCAAGAGUGGCUUGAAGGGGAUGCAGAGCCUUCUCAUGUACAAGGAAGGGGACUCUGGCCUCCAAAGGGGGGGCUCCUUGAGAACCCCGUCCCUCACCAGCCGCUCAGAUCGCCUGCAACAGCGCCUGCCGAUCACCCGGCACUUUGGACAGAGUCGGCCUCUUCGCCCUACCAAGAGACUCCGGCUGGAAGAAGGACCUUCUGAGUCCCUAGGGACACCCCCUCUGAGCCCUGAGGAUGCUGGAGGCUCAUGGCCAGAGGAAGCACUGGACAGCAGCUUCUUGGGGUCUGGAGAAGAAUUGGAUUUGCUGAGCGAGAUUCUGGACAGUCUGAGUGUGGAAGUCAAGAGCACAGGGAGCCUACGACCCAGCCAGAGCCUGGACUGUUGUCACAGAGGGGACACAGACAGUAGCUUCAGCCUGCUCGAGCUACCAGGAAGAUCAAGAUGGCACCCAGAGGAUGAGAAGACACCAGACCCCCAACACCUUUCUCUGCCCACCAAGCUGCCUUCUUUCCAAGACCCCCAGACCUCAGACGCCUCAGGCUGCUCAGAGGACUCCAACUCCCAGCUGCCCUCAGAGGCCAGCCAAGACAUCAUUUCUCCAUCCCAGCCCUCAACUGCCUCUGCAGACCCAAGCAGCCAAGGGGACUCAGAAUCCUCUCUUCUCACGGAGCCCUGCCCCCUAAUCCUACAUGUCUCCUCUCCCCACAAGGCAGCGGAAGAAUCUAGAGUCCAGGAGAGCCCCUGCUCCUGGCUCUCCACUUCACCUACCCAGCCCAACCCCCCAGAAAGUGCCCCAUCUCUGCCCCCCUCAAAGUUCAACCUUGAUACUGCCUGCACAUCCCAGCCCCUGGGUGCUUCCUCCGCUCCCAGUUCCCCCAUCACCCCCAGAGCCCAGUCUUCCCAGGAGCUGCUAGCAGAGCAGGCUCAACUCCACCCCCUCAAAGGCCUGGGAGCCUCUAUUUGCCUGGCUGCACCCACCAGCGAAUGGCCAGAGCCCAAGGCCAGAAGCCAACCCCGAGUCGCUGAGCUUAAGAAGUAUUUUGAGAGUUAAAGUUUAGGAAUCUGGAGAAGACCCCAGUCCCUCAAUAAAGGCACAAGAGCCCAAAGCUAGUUUUUUCCUGGUGCGUCCCUCUAUCUGCUUAGAAACCCCAUCACUCGCCACUCU